Molecule: messenger RNA, 1861 nt
Organism: Jaculus jaculus (lesser Egyptian jerboa)
Lineage: Eukaryota; Metazoa; Chordata; Mammalia; Rodentia; Dipodidae
Gene: Rsl1d1
Product: ribosomal L1 domain containing 1
Exons: 9
Coding region: 55-1488 (477 amino acids)
Cellular component (GO): 90S preribosome
Source: RefSeq, a predicted model, not a curated record
AGAAACUCUUCAUCCCCGAGUAACGUGCGCGUGCUUACAAGAGGUGAGGGCGCCAUGGAGGGCCCGGCCUCACCUUCUGCUUCCACAGCGGCUGCGGCGCCCUCCCCGGAGACUCCAGCGGACCCGACCUCCCUGGAACAUCUGGACAAAGAGCAGAUUAGAAAAGCAGUGGAAGUUCUCCUGGCACAGUCCAGAUCCAGAAAAAAAGAUAAUGGAUUGCUUCUGAAUGAGAAGGAGAAUUUGUUCUUAAUGGUAAUAUUAUGGAAAAUUCCAGAAAAAGAACUGCGGAUCAGAUUGCCUUUGCCUCAUAGUAUUCGAACUGAUUUGUCGGAAAUCUGCUUAUUCACUAAGGAUGAGCGUAAAUCAUCUGAACAGACUGAGCGAUUCUAUAAGAAACUUUUGAAUAAGCAUGGAGUUAAAUCCAUUUCUCGGAUUAUCCCUUUCCACACUUUAAAAACAGAAUACAAAGCCUAUGAAGCGAAGCUUAACCUCCUGAAUAGCUUUGACUUCUUCCUUACUGAUGAAAGAAUUAGGCGGCUUUUACCCACGCACAUAGGGAGACAUUUCUAUCAGAGGAAGAAAGUUCCAGUGCCUAUAAACCUUCAGGCCAAGAAUUUGUCCCAAGAGAUCAGCAACUGUGUCAGUGGAACGGUCUUAAACAUCUCCAAAAGUGGAUCUUGCAGCACUGUACGAAUUGGUCACACUGGAAUGCAGACACAGCAUGUCAUUGAAAACAUUAUGGCUGUCUUGGAAAAGCUUUCAGAAAAAUUGCCACAGAAGUGGCAGAGUGUGAAACUCCUCUUUGUGAAAACUGAGAAGUCAGUUUCCCUUCCCAUCUUUUCCUCCUUUGUCACCUGUCGGGAUGGAAACCACAUUGUGUUCUUACAUAGUAUGAAGAAGAAGAUGGGAAAGAUAAAAACAAAAGAGAAAUACCAGGGAAAACAAAAGUUGAAGAAAAAAAACAAAAUGUUGAGACAAAGGGCCAAGAAGGCAGCGUCAGUCCUACCUCGAGUUAAAAGUCAUGAGGUCAGCGGUGCUGCAGUGAAGGGCCCUGACUCCACGAAGAAGAACAAGAAGAAGAAGAAAACUGGGAAAGUGUGUGCCCAGCCCAAAGUCACAGGCGAUUCUGACGAUGAGAUUCCACAGCUGGUACCAAUAGGAACAGCUCCAGCUACAGAAAACGUCAAGAUACAAGAGCAUGUCACAGAAAAGUCUCCAAAAGAGAGUCCUAGUCCCAGCACACCUCUGAGCAAGAAGAGAAAGGCCCUGCCUAUUGCAGAGACCUCAGAAGCUUCCAGGCCUGGGGACCCAGGGAACAGCCCAGGGAAGAAGCCAAAAAUGGAACAAGAGAAAGAAAGAAACUCUUCACUGGCAAAAAAAGACCCAAGACAGACUCCAAAAAAGCCAGAGGCCAAGUUCUUCACUACUCCCAAGAAAUCUGUAAAGAAAGUUCCCAAAACCCCCAAACAAACAGUGAAAAAAGUCUAAGUGUCCCAGUCAAGCUGAAAUCAGUGCCUCAACCAGAAAAGCCACAGUUUCCUGAAGUGUGUCAUAGCACUCAGCUGGUGCUGGACUGCAUGUUCGGAACCUGAGCCUGGGCUACAUCAGGACUAACAAAACGGGGGGCAAAAAUAAAACAGUCGCAUAUAUAAUUAAUAAUACUGGGUUCUGACUCCCAUUGCAACCUUUCAACAGUGAUGCCUGGACAAUGCUUUUUUAAAAUCUCACUGAUAAUUCUGACACGUUUCUGUUUGUAAAAAAGUGGGUUUGAGGUAAAAAUCUAUUUUUAAUUGUCUGAUGUACUUGCUAAUAGAGUGCUUCUCCCUGAUUGUAUUUCAUAUUAAAAAGUUUGAUAUCUGUC